Molecule: messenger RNA, 1878 nt
Organism: Lucilia cuprina (Australian sheep blowfly)
Lineage: Eukaryota; Metazoa; Arthropoda; Insecta; Diptera; Calliphoridae
Product: lactosylceramide 4-alpha-galactosyltransferase
Exons: 2
Coding region: 240-1451 (403 amino acids)
Biological process (GO): glycosphingolipid biosynthetic process
Molecular function (GO): alpha-1,4-N-acetylgalactosaminyltransferase activity
Source: RefSeq, a predicted model, not a curated record
AAUUUUUUUCAAUUCAUUCAUUAAUUAACUAAACGCUGAUUGCUAAAGUGUUUUAAUAUUACAACCCUCGUUAUUUUUAAUAAAAUACAUUAAAAUUAAGGCUAAUGUGAGUUAUAAUUACAAUAAAUCGUGAAAAAAACGAACAAAAAAAUUAAAUAAGAAAACAAUUAACGUAACCAACCAGUGCUAUUAGCAACAACCCCAACAACAACACAAAACCUAUACUAGACAAAAUUUCAAUGAAUUUUAUAAAAUUCCAAAAACUUUUAGGAAAAUUUAUGUUGGUAAAUUUUCGUUUAAGAUUUAUGUUUCUUUUCCUUGUGAUCCUAUGUAUAAUUGGUGUAAUAUUUACUCUAUAUCAAAAACCCGAUAUACGUUUGUGUUUCGUUGAUUCUCCCAAUGUAGUGCAGUCACAAAGUGUUGGUAAUGAAAAUUCCUCGUCAGAUUUAUGGGGUAUAGAAAAACUGGAAGAUAUUUUGCUGGCCAAAAUACAACCUACACCAGGUAAAAGUAUAUUUUUUCAUGAAACCUCUUGUCCCCAACUGCAAAAGAACUUAAAAACACUCAACUCAAUUGAUAAAGAGGCGUUUCAUUGGCAUAUGGUAAAACUAAAUGCUAGACAGGCAUGUGCUAUAGAAUCGGCUGCCCUUCACAAUCCUAAUUCACAAGUAUUUGUAUUAUUUGCUAGUCCUCGCUAUAAGUAUAAUAAUAGUAAUCGUAAUAGUAGUUCAGUCCAGGGUUCAGAAGAAGCUUUAAUAGAUGCUAUUUUAUCCUAUAAAAAUGUCCAGUUGAGAAAUCUUAAUUUAUGGACUUAUGCAGCUAAUACACCCAUUUAUGAUUGGCUAAAGGAUGGAGCAUUGUUUAAGUCGAGUUAUGUCCUUUCACAUAUAUCCGACUUUUUACGUUACUUAACCCUCUGGCGUUGGGGUGGCACUUAUCUAGAUAUGGAUAUUGUUAUGUUACGUUCAAUGGAAGAUUUACCACCCAAUUAUACAGGCGCUGAAUCUAAUACUCAUUUAGCAGCCGGUAUUAUGAACUUUGACUCGGAUGGUUUUGGUCAUGAAAUCGCCUAUCAAUGUUUACAAAAUUUUCAACAAACUUUCGAUGGCAGCAAUUGGGGCAAUAAUGGUCCGGGUGUUAUAACAAGAGUUAUAAAGAAAAUUUGCAAUACAAAUAAUAUAGAAUUAAUGAUGGAUACAAAACGUUGUAUGGGUUUUAAGGUAUUUGGCAUAGAUGCAUUCUAUGCCAUACCCUGGCGUCAAUGGGAACAUUUCUUUGAGCCAGAACUUGUUGAGCAAACAAUGGAACGUACGAAAAAUUCCUAUGUGGCUCAUAUAUGGAAUAAACAUUCGAUUAAACGACCCAUGAGAGUAGGUACAAAGUGUGCUUAUUGUUUAAUGGCUGAAAUGCAUUGUCCUCGUGUGUAUAAGGCAGCUGGUGAAUAUUUUUAAAUGUUUGUGUUAGUUUUUUUUUUUAAUUUUGUUAAACUAGUUUAAUUAUGGUGUAACAUCACAUUCCCUUCUAUCCUUAGUAAUUAUAUAUUUUAAUUAUUUAUUUUAUAUUUUUAUGUUUUUGUAUAUUGUACAAACUCAGUUUUUUUUUUAAAAUUAAGAAUCUCAAAAAAUUAUCUUUAAUCUCAUAAAUUUUGUUUUUAAUUUCUUAAUUCGAAUCUCAAAAAUUAUUAACCAUUUGCCGAACUUAAUAUUAAUAUUUCUUUUUGAAAUUAUUUAAACAACCAAAGCAAUUUUUUAAUGGACGCUUAUGUAUUUUAACUUUACUAUCUAUUAUAUGUACGUCUUUAUAUACAUAUAUAUAUUUUUUAUAUAUUUAUAUGUAUAAUAUUGUUUUAUUUAUAAAUGUAGUACACAAUUAUUUGUU